AUGUCUCCGGCGGCUGAGGCGGCUGGAAACGUCGAGCGGCGACGGCCCAUAGCGAGCGUCAGGGACGGCCGGGGCUGGGGCAGCGGCGGGCCGGCCGGGGCGGCGCUCCUCGGCCUGUUGCUGCUUGGCCUCGUGCUGUACCUGGUACCCGCGGUGGCAGCGCUGGCCUGGCUGGCCGUGGGGGCUACCGCGGCCUGGUGGGGGCUGAGCCGCGAGCCCCGAGGUUCGCGCGCCUUGUCCCCGCUGGUUCGGAACGCUCGGCGUCGGCGAACACUGCUCGUCUCGCCUCCGACCAAGUCGGCAGUAAACGGAAAUCUCCUAGAGCCGCGGACUCUAAUGGAGGGACCCGAUCCCGCAGAACUGCUCCUUAUGGGCAGUUACUUGGGCAAGCCUGGCCCACCGCAGCCUGCCCCCGCUCCGGAGGGCAGGGACCUGCGGGAAAGAGGUCGCCGCCCACCCGCCCGCUCCCCGCUGCCCUCUUCUCUGGCUCAUCGCGUUCACCACGAUUACCCCUCUCUCCCCACUCCCGUCCUCCGACCCUCUAGGAGGCCUUCCCACCGGGAUUGUGGGACUUUAUCAAAUCGGUUUGUAAUAACACCUCGAAGAAACUAUCCGAUCCAGCAGGCCCAAUAUUCCUUUUUGGGGGUACUUCCCACAGUGUGCUGGAAUGGUUAUCACAAGAAGACUGUACUAUCUGUUCGUAAUUCCAAGAUGGUGUGUAGCCCAGUGACUGUGAAGAUUGCCCCUCCUGACAGCAAAUUCACUCGUUCUCCAUUAUCAGAGCAGGUAAUGAACUCAACACUGUCCUCACCAUCAAGUAAUGCCCCAGACCCAUGUGCAAAGGAGACUGUCCUGAAUGCCCUCAAAGAGAGGAAGAAAAGGACAGUGGAGGAAGAAGACCAAAUAGUCGAUGAUGGCCAGGAAAAUAAAAGAAGGCGUCACGAUAGCAGUGGGAGUGGACAUUCAGCAUUUGAGCCCCUGGUGGCCAAUGGAGUCCCCACUUCUUUUGUGCCUAAGCCUGGAUCUCUGAAAAGGGGUCUCAAUUCUCAGAGCUCAGAUGACCACUUGAAUAAGAGAUCCCGCACCUCUUCCAUGAGUUCCUUGACAAGCACAUACACAGGUGGCAUCCCUAGCUCCAGCCGCAAUGCCAUUACCAGUUCCUAUAGCUCUACACGAGGCUUCUCACAGCUCUGGAAGAGAAGUGGUCCCACUUCAUCACCCUUCUCUAGCCCAGCCUCAUCCCGCUCCCAGACACCAGAGAGGUCAGCAAAGAAAAUAAGAGAAGAGGAGCCGUGUCCUCAUUCCAGUUCUUCAGCACCAUUGGUGACAGACAAGGAGUCCCAGGGAGAAAGGCUUGCAGAUACAACCACACAGAAGAAACAAAACUCGUGGAAUUCUCCAUCUACACCUGGCAACUCUGGGCAGCGUAAACGGAAGAUUCAGCUGCUGCCCUCUAGGCGAGGGGACCAGCUGACGUUGCCUCCACCUCCCCAGCUUGGUUAUUCAAUCACUGCAGAAGACCUAGACUUGGAAAAGAAAGCUUCAUUACAAUGGUUUAACAAGGUUUUGGAGGACAAGUCUGAUGCUGCCUCAAACUCCGUCACUGAGAACCCACCUACCACUCAGCCGCCUUUUACUUUUACCCUGCCCUCUGCUGGGACUGCUUCCUCACCAGCCUCCCUGGCUACCCCAAGCACUAACAUGCUGUUAGAGAGCUUGAAGAAGAUGCAGAAUUCCCCGGGCCUGCCAUCCUUCCCAGAAUCUGCUGGAGUGACAACCACUGUGGCCCAUUCGCCUCCAAAGACACCCAGCCUUCUGGCCCCUCUUGGCUCUUCACAGUCAGGGCCCAUCCCAGGCACCUCUUCAGAUUCAAAAUCCACAGUCACUUUCAUGGGGCUGACCCCUGCUUCUUCCACGAUAUCAGUCACUGACAACACCAAGUCACCUCCAGCCCUUCAGGCUGAGACACCUGCCAAAUCCCAAGCACAAUCUGCCCCAUUCCCCAACCCUAAGCAGAGUUUUCUGUUUGAAAUGCUGAGCACCCAACCUUCUAACCCUUCUUCCCCUGCUGCUCCUGGUACGUCUUCAGCAUCUCUCAUGUUCAAGCCCAUUUUUACAACCCCACCUAAAAGUGAGAGUGAAGGCCCCUUGUCGGGUGGCCCUUCAGUCACAGCUUCUUCCAGCUCGCCCCUCCCCACAACGACCAGCACCUCAACCCUGACUUUCAAGCCCAUCUUUGAUAGCCUGGGGCCACCUACGUCUGUGCCCUUAUCAACUCCCUUCUCCCUCAAGCAAACAACUACUUCAGCCACUGCUGCAGCCACAACGGCCCCUCUCUUCACUGGCCUGGCCACUGCCACCACUACAGUGGCUUCUAUUACCACAGCCAGUACAGCCGCCAACUCUGCUUCGAAGCCUGCUUUUGGCUUUGGUAUAAACAGUGUGACCAGCACCAUGGGCAGCGUGACUAGCACCACUACUUCUAUUUCACAGCCUUUCCUGUUUGGGGCUCCGCCUGCCUCUGGUGCCAGCUUUACCCCAGCCAUGGGCUCCAUAUUCCAAUUUGGCAAGCCUCCUGCCAUGCCCACAUCAACAACAGUCACCACCUUUGGCCAGUCCCUUCCCAGUGUUGUUCAGACAGCCACCAGCAGCAGCACUGCCGGCUUUAGUGGUUUUGGCAGCACGCUUACAACCUCAGCCCCGGUCACCACCAGCCAGCCUACGCUGACAUUCAGUAACACGACCACCCCAGCGUUCAACAUUCCCUUUGGCUCAAGCACCAAGCCCCCUCUUCCACUGUAUCCAGGAGCCAACCCCCAGCCUGCAUUUGGGGCCACUGAUGGGCAGCAGCAAGGGGCAACCAAGCCUGCUCUUGUCCCAAGUUUUGGCAGCUCUUUUACUUUUGGGAACUCUGCAGCCCCAGCCCCAACUGCAACUCCAGCACCAACCCCAGCCCAGCCAGCCUUUGGCAGCGCUACACAGUCAGCAUUUGGUGGUUUGAAAACCACAGCCUCUGUCUUUGGCACUGCUGCCAGCACCCAGCCAGCCUUUGGCAGCACCACAGCUGUUUUUUCCUUUAGUGCAGCCACCACCUCUAGCUUUGGAGCUACAACCCAAACCAUCAGCAGUGGGACCAGUAGCUCAGUGUUUGGCAGCACAACUCCAUCACCUUUCACGUUUGGGGGAUCGGCAGCCCCAACUGGCAGUGGGGGCUUUGGGAUCAAUGUGGCUACCCCAGGCACCAGCUCCACCUCUGGAGCUUUUAAUUUUGGAGCAGGACAGAGUGGGACCACAGGCACCACCACCCCCUUUGGCGGAGGCUUGAGUCAGAACACCCUGGGCACAUCUAGCCAGACCACACCCUUUGCCUUCAAUGUGGCCAGCACGCCUGAGAGCAAGCCUGUGUUUGGAGGUACCUCCACACCCACCUUUGGUCAGAACACCCCUGCCCCUGGAGUGGGCACAUCAGGCAACAGCCUCUCCUUUGGGGCGUCCUCAACACCCACCCAAGGCUUUGUUGGAGUCAGACAUUUCGGAUCAGCAGCCCCUUCGUUUUCCAUUGGUGCGGGAUCCAAGACCCCAGGGGCCCGACAGCGACUGCAGGCCCGAAGGCAGCACACCCGCAAGAAAUAGCCUUUGUCCCUUGCCCCUGUACCCUCCCCCACCCCACCACCCAGAUCUGGACCUCAGCACCUGCUAGGAAGAGCCUCUGACCUUUCAAGUUCCAUAAAGCAAACUUACCCAAGAUCUCUGGCUUCAGCCACCAGCAGGGUAAUGGCAGCCCCUUUCCCUUCUGGAGGAAGCAGAAACCUCAGAGAGGGAGAGGCAGGAUAUGGCUGGGCAGAAGUCUGAUACCUUUACUUGAACAGUUCACUGGUGAGAGCUAAAGAAACAUCUGUACAUACUGUUUACUUCCCUGACAGUUGUUUAGUGUAUAACCUUAGUCAGGUGGCCUCCCUUCCUGCCUUUUCCCUGAAGAGCCAUCUUUCCUGGAAGGUGUAAGGUACCACCCACCUGGAUAUCCAGUGUGCAUUUGAUCGGAUUGGGGGAAAUGGUUUAUCCCAAAAGCUUUACCUUGCUUGGCUUGGCUAUGAUUCUCUUCUUCUAGUCAUUUUAGGGGACUGUUUCCCCAUUUCUUGCUGCUUUACCCCUCACUGGUUCCUUGCAGAAUUUAUUCCUUUUAAAAUGAUCUUGAAUCUAGCUUUGCCUUGGAGACUCUAGUGGGUGCUGCUCCUGCCAUUCCAUCUCCUCCUGCCAAGUCUGAGUCACUGUCUCAUCUCCAAACCCUCUGCCAGUUUGGUCCCUAAAAGCCUGGUGGCUCCAGACUGUUAAGCCUGGCAGAUCCAGGGGUGAGAUACCUCACUGUGGGAGAGAGAAGCUCUUGGAGCAGGCAGGAUGCCCACGAGUUUCAGCUGCUUCCUCGCCACCCUACCCCGCUGCCUCAUUGGGCCAUCAUCUGCCUCUCCGGGAUUGUACGUUUCAAGCCUUGUCCUGUGUUACUUUGUCUGACCCUCAUGUCUAUUGCUCUUUGAAUCGAGUUUGGAGGAAGAAUUUAAUUGUAUGAGUGGCGGCAUGUUGGUAGUGCCGGACUUAACUGUUUCAAGUUUUCUGGGGCCUAGCUAAUUGAAUGUGGAAAGUAGCUCCACUUUAUGGCUACAAGUGCUGACUCCUGAAUUUUCAAAUGGUGUUUUGACUUUAAGGGCUGGCAGCCCAGGAGGAUGGGGCCCAGGGGAAGCAAAGACCUCUUCCCUCUGCUAUUUCUCUCCCAUUUAUCUGACUUCAGUGUGGGCUAGAUCACGCCUAGUAUAUGUUAGGAAACCUAAAUUAAUGAACCAUACUUUUAAAAUUGUAUCUCAGCUGUUAUCCCCAACCCUUCCCCUUUUCUGCCAGUCAACAUGCCCCAGGUCUAAGAGCCAUGCUGCCAUGUCCAUCCUCUUUGGGAGAAGUAUGAAUGCGUGUGUCUAAAUUAAAAGAAAAAAAAAAUAUUUAAACAUUUUUUAACAAAAUAAAAAUUUAUUUUUGUAUUUAAGCUAAAUUGCCUUUUAAAUUCCUUCAAGCUUGGUUCAUUGAGGUGGUUAAGCAUAAACGCUGUUGACUAGGAACUAGCUGUACAGUUAAGUUAAAAGUUAAGCCUGUGUGAAGAAGGGGCUCAAGUGCUGUCCCAGGCAGCUUUCCUGAGGGACUAGAGCUCUUUCCAGACACGUUAUUCAAAAUGUAAUUUUUAUUUUAUAAAUAAUGUGAUGUAGAUGUAACUAGUCCCUCCUCCCCUUUGUGACUGAGGUUGAACGUUUUGUGGCAAGGGACUGCUCCUCCCCCACCCCCAAGAAGAGCUCUGAAGUCUGACCUAUUAAUACCUAACUGUGUGUGGAGCUGAGGGAAGGAGCCUGAACCUCAAGUCUCAACUACCUGAUAGGAUUGGAGGGUGGGGGUGGGCACGGGUAUAGAAUCAAGCUUCUACCUAUACCUUACGUAAGGUAGAUCCUCCUAGUUUUAGUACUCUGAGCUAGUUUACCUCAGUUCCCCAGGCAGGACAGUAGGUCCAGGAACCCCCUAAAGAGGGUGUCCUGGCACAGCCUGCAUGUGAGUGUGUUGAGUGUGUAUGUGUACAUGUACGUGCACUGGACAGCAAUGAGAGGCUGGGACUUUCCAUUACAAAUAAAGACUUAAUUCCUGUUGAGUCUAAUUGGAAUUUUUAGUAUGAAUGUGAGAUUUUUCUCCUUGCUUGUGUCAUUAAGAAUAAAAAACUGUGAUCGAUCAUA
This is a messenger RNA of Galeopterus variegatus (Sunda flying lemur), 5759 nucleotides long. It is a transcript of the gene POM121, whose product is annotated as POM121 transmembrane nucleoporin. Lineage: Eukaryota; Metazoa; Chordata; Mammalia; Dermoptera; Cynocephalidae. Gene Ontology annotation, cellular component: nuclear pore. The record is from RefSeq and is a predicted model, not a curated record. Gene Ontology annotation, biological process: protein import into nucleus; RNA export from nucleus. Gene Ontology annotation, molecular function: structural constituent of nuclear pore. The coding region runs from base 1 to 3633 and encodes 1210 amino acids. The transcript has 13 exons.